Cucumis melo (muskmelon) is the source of this 384-nucleotide messenger RNA. RefSeq lists its product as uncharacterized. Bases 1 to 384 code for a protein of 127 amino acids. The transcript has a single exon. Lineage: Eukaryota; Viridiplantae; Streptophyta; Magnoliopsida; Cucurbitales; Cucurbitaceae. The record is from RefSeq and is a predicted model, not a curated record.
AUGGCUUUGCUCUUGGCUCUUGUGGCCACUCAUGCCCUAGCUAGACCUACACCAAAGGAUGACACGUUCAGUGACCAAAAGAACUUCCUGACCUAUGGUGGCGUCGGUGGCUACUCUGGCAUCGGCAGUAAUGGCCUCCCGUUUGGUGGUGUGGGGGGUGCCAUUGGAGGAGGAGGCCUUGGUGGCGGUCUUGGUGGUGGCCUCGGUGGCGCUACGGGAAUUGGUGGAGGACUAGGUGGACUGGGAGGUACUGGAGGUGGAUUGGGUGGCAUUGGUGGAACCACUGGUGGCCUCGGCGGUGGUCUCGGCGGUGGACUCGGUGGUGGACUCGGUGGUGGUCUCGGUGGCGGUGUCGGUGGAGCUUCUGGUGUUACUUAUCCUUGA